Oncorhynchus nerka (sockeye salmon) is the source of this 2966-nucleotide messenger RNA. RefSeq names its product ceramide kinase-like (gene cerkl). The record is from RefSeq and is a predicted model, not a curated record. Bases 130 to 1890 code for a protein of 586 amino acids. Gene Ontology annotation, biological process: sphingolipid metabolic process; phosphorylation. Gene Ontology annotation, molecular function: lipid kinase activity. NCBI's taxonomy places the organism in Eukaryota, Metazoa, Chordata, Actinopteri, Salmoniformes, Salmonidae. The transcript has 13 exons.
GCCGAGGGGGAAGUUUCAACUGGCGGACCUGCCAUAAUAACCUUACCCUCGCGGGCACGCGCCCACCCAGUAAAUAGUCUCCAAGGCACCAUUCCGAAAAUUAGACUUUACUCUUAUCGUAUUUAAAUCAUGUUUGAAUCCCCUUUAAAAUCAAAUGCACGGAACGCUUGGUCAGAGAGCCAGGAGGAGUUGAGCGAGACGGAACCGGUGUCGCCCGUGAGUAAAGGAACCCGUGGGAAGAAGAAGAAAAACAGAAGGCAACAACCACAACAACAAAAAAACGAGAAACGCUCGGUCUCAGCUCCCCAGCUUUGCGGGGAGGAGUCGUUUGAUCGGGAAGAUGAACAGUCAGAGAAACGGUACACCGAUUACGACGAACCGAUAGUGAGAGGGAUAUUUCAAAUAGGGAAGAAGAGUCACGACGUCCUUCUGACAUCGACGAGGGUUACAUGGAGUCCUAUUCAGCCAGAGACCCCUACAGGUCAGUCCGAAACUCUGAGGAGGACAGAGUACGUGGAGCUGAAGGAUGUGUUUGGAGUGAAGGUGAAGAGACGUCGUUCUGCGGGCCAGGAGACAGGGGGCACUCUCCUGGGCAUCACUCUGUUCCAGUGUAAGAAGAAGGGACCCAAGCUGAAGGACCAUGCCAUUCACUUCAACAACAUGAGCGUGGACCACUGUGAGAUCUGGUUCAAAAAACUUAAGGAGAUACUCAGUGGUUUCCAGAACAGGCCCAAGUCCCUGAAGGUGUUUGUGAACCCUGCCAGUCAUAAGAAAGAGGCCUACCAGAUCUACAGAGAUGAUGUGGCACCCCUCUUUCAGCUAGCAGACAUCAAAGCUGAUGUGACCAUCACUGAAAGAAAGGGCCACGCUCUCUCCGUUCUGAAAGAAUCCAACUUGGACGGAUAUGAUGGGGUUGUGGUUGUCGGUGGGGAUGGCUCGGUGGCCGAGGUGGCCCAUGGGCUGUUGCUCCGGGCCCAGAUGGAUGCAGGCAGGGACACAGACUCCAUGUUCACGCCUGUCCGAGCAACACUUCCUCUAGGGCUAAUACCAGCAGGGUCCACUGACGUGGUGGCCUGUUCUGUCCAUGGCAUAUGGCAUCCUGUUACUGCUGCAAUGCACAUCAUCAUGGGACACCAUCAGGAGGUAGAUGUGUGUAGUUUCAGUUGUCUGGGUCGCCUUCUGCGUUUCGGCUUCUCCGCCAUGUUUGGUUUCGGCGGGCGGACGCUGGCCUUGGCAGAGAGGCAUCGCUGGAUGCCACCCGGGCAGAGACGGGAGUUUGCCGUGAUCAAAACGCUGGCAAACCUCAAGCCUGAAGACUGUGAGUUGUCCUAUCUUCCUGUGAAGAAGGUCCAGACUGAAACGCUGGAUCCAGUAAAAAAUGAGUACUUAAAGGACGACAUGGAAGAGGAAGAGUCGUGGACGACCACCCGGGGUCUGUUCCUCAACGUCAGCAUCAUGGCCAUCCCUUGUCUCUGCUCUAUGGCCCCCAGGGGCCUGGCCCCUAACACCAGACUGAACAAUGGCAGCAUGGCCCUGAUCACAGCAGGAAACACUUCCAGGGCAGAGUUUAUCAAACACCUGAAGAGAUACAACAGUGUAAACAAUCAGUUUAGUUUCUCCUUCGUGGAGACGCAGACAGUGUGGGCUGUGAGGCUCCGCCCCCGCUCUCAGAGCAGCUGGUCUGAUGACAUCGCUGAGGACAAUGGAGAGUAUGACUCUAAGAACGCGCCCAUCAUCUCCUCCGAGGGGGCCUACCCCUGGAACGUAGACGGAGACCUACUGGAGGUGCCCUCAGAGCUGCUCAUCAGGUUACAUCCUCAACUCCUGACCCUGUUUGGAGUGUACAUCGAGGAGGCAGAGGAGGCACACAUCAAGUGCAGCUGCAUUUAACACUGUAUGUAGAGCAGAAUCGAUACCUUUUAAAGCUGUCUAAAGGGUGGAUGAGUCUAUACACAUAUCAACCUUCACUGGCAUUGCCACAGAAUGUAACAUAGUCUUUCCUACUGUGCUUUACAAGAAACUGUCUUCAGUGUAUAGACUGUCUACAGUUUAAACUAUCUACAAGAGAGGAGCUUUUACACACAACCUAAAACUAUGUAUGUAGGGGUUGUCGAUACGCACAACCUCCGUUUGCACUAUCACUGAAUGUCACCUACAGGCUUUACUACUGUACAUCUUUGAAUGUUAGACGUCAAAUAACCAAAUGGAGGACAGACAGGCACAUUAAAUAGAAAAGGUUGAUUUAUAUUAAAGCAAAGACAACAUAAUAAUACAUUCCAGUGCACGAUUACAUCAAUUAUCAGACCAAAGUGAAAUGUGUUGACAAACAAAAUGUUAUCUGUCCAUUUUUACACGCCACACACGUAUUUAUUAAAAAUAAAAAAUUAUUUCAAUUUAUAGAAAUGUGGAAUGUGCCCCCUUUAUUUUUGUCAAAACUGACAACUUGGUCAUGAAAGGUUGACUCCCUGAAAAUUCAAGCAGUAAAAACAUGUUACGCUUCCACAUAUGCAGCCUACCAUCUCUCCAAAAGCUGAAUGUUCCAAUCCCUUACAACUACAGUAAGAACACAGAAUCCAUUGAAUCCAAAGGGAUGAAAAUGUUCCAAAAGGUAAGGCCAGUGUUCCGUGUGUUCCAUUUGACGAACGUUUGAGUCAUUUCUGAAGAACAAGCUCUUUCAUUUUUCAUUUCUGACUGUGUUGGAAACUUCUGCUGCCAUGGUGUAGGAGUUGCUGGUGUAUGAGUUGCUGUCGUACGCACACACUAAAAUGCAUACAUGCAAACGCACGUAUGCACACACACACACACUGGGUGCUGUCCCCUUGAGGAGUGGUAUGUGUCAUUCAGUGAGUGAGUCAGUGAACAGAUGCCUUUUUUCACUGAUGACACUUCCCUGACCUCCUCAUCCUUCUGUUACCUUCAGUUCUAUAUUAUAACAAUUAAACCUUCUGUCCCAUUCACUCCAUAAG